AUGGCAACUGAAGCUCAACCCACCCGUGUCACUCAGCUGGCUCAAACCAUUAGCGACUCUGUCGCAGCCCUGCAAGCCAGUCUGGCUGCAAAGGGUCUCCCCAAUCCGUCAGUGGACGAAAAUGCCCCUAUUGACUACUUUCCUCCCGAGUCUUUGGCGGAUCGCAAUGCCGCCAUCGACGCCGCCACCGAGCUCUUCAAUAUUUUGAUGGAUCCACUGGAUCUGGUCAAACAUCACAGCGGCACCACCACCUCCAUACCUCUCCAGUUCAUCGCCAAAUAUGGCAUUGCCAGCUUGGUCCCGGCUAGUGGGCAGAUCUCCUUUGCAGACCUUGCCGCAAAGUCAGGCCAAAGCCAGGAGCUUGUCACGCGCAUGGUCCGGUUCGCCAUGACUAUGUUCAUCUUCAAGGAGCCCCAGCCCGGCUUCGUCUCUCACACGAGCAGCUCCAAGUUGAUGGCGACUUCGUCUAUGAGGGAAUGGAUGCUGCUCGGGACUGAGCAUUUCUGGCCUGCAGCUGUCAAAACAGUGGAAGCGUUGGAAAAAUGGCCUGGAUCCUCCGAGCCCAACGAGACGGGCUUCUCCCUCUCCAAAAACACAGAUCAGUCCAUCUACGAUAUCGUCAGUAGUGACCCUGCACUUGCAUCUCGGUUCGCCACUUCCAUGGCCGUCUUUGCAAAACGCCCCGGCUUCGACAGCUCUCACGUCACCGCCGGCUACGACUGGGCCUCUCUCGCCGGGUCGGGCCCCAGCGGCCGCGCUCAAGUCGUCGACGUCGGCGGCGCCCGCGGUCACAUCGGAGUGGCGCUGGCUCAAAAGUUUCCAAACCUGGACGUUGUCGUGCAGGACUUUCCCCAGGUUGUGCAGGGCGCCGAGUCGGAGCUGCCUGUCGAAUUGAGGGACGGCUGCCGCAUCUCCUUCAUGGGUCACCACAUGUUUCACCCGCAACCGGUUUCUGCCGACGCCUACCUCUUCCGAUGGAUCUUCCACAACUGGUCCGACAAGCAUUGCGUCGCUGUACUCCGCGCCCACAUCCCAGUCAUGAAGCCCGGCGCGCGUAUCAUCAUAAUGGAGAGGAUCAUGCCGGAUCCAAAUGAAGACACCCCUCUAGCGUCAGUUUCGCUAUGGGAAGAGAAGGAUAUGAGGUCUGAUGAUCUAGUCAUGGCAUCCACGUUCAACGCACGAGAGCGAUCGCUGUCUGAAUGGAAGCACCUGCUCACCGAGGCUGACCCCAGGUUCGUCUACCAGGGUGUUGAACAGCCAAAAGGGUCUACUUUGGCACUUGUUACAGCAAAGUGGUCUUCGUCUUAG
Messenger RNA from Pyricularia grisea, 1308 nucleotides. RefSeq lists its product as uncharacterized. NCBI's taxonomy places the organism in Eukaryota, Fungi, Ascomycota, Sordariomycetes, Magnaporthales, Pyriculariaceae. The coding region runs from base 1 to 1308 and encodes 435 amino acids. The record is from RefSeq and is a predicted model, not a curated record. The transcript is spliced from 5 exons. Gene Ontology annotation, molecular function: O-methyltransferase activity.